AAAGCCCCCAAGCUGCCGAGAGCCCUCAUUUGAAGACAAAUCGGUAAAAGCUUGGGGGUUUCUCCUUCUUUUCUUGUUCUAGAACACUUUUAGAACCCAGAAAUCUCCCCCCCCCCCCUCUGCAGAAAUCCCGGAUCUGCUCUGCUCUGCUCCUCACCGUCGGCUGCUCUUGUUUGUGGGUGCGAAAUUCUUCAAAUUUCUGUAGAUCCCCCUGAAUUUCUCCUUCAUUCCCGCCGGCUUCCCCUAACUUGCAACUCCGGUUUUUGCUACUGAAUUCUGGUUCUUGAUCAUUGGUUGCCUUAGCACUUGGAUUGAGUCCUCGGUUUAGGUGAUUGAGUGGGAGGUUUAUAAACGCUAGCACAUGUCGACAUGUUUACUGAUAGGAUCGGUUCAUUUUGAAAUCCUGCCAAUGGGAUAAAACAUUGGUUACUACUGUGCCCGCCAAUGGGAGGUUUAUAAAUGCUAGCACAUGUCGACAUGUUAUUGAUAAAACCGGUUCGUUCGAGUGACCUUGCUAGUGGGGGUUAUACACCAGCAAAUCGUGUGCCUGUCAGUGGAAGGUUUAUAACACUGGCCAUGACCUAUAGAGGAGACGUCUAUUUUGUUCCCGUACUGUAUUCGUUUUUUGUAACUAUACUUGUUGGCAUGCUAUGAGUUUAAUUAAGAGCUAUCCAUAUUUACUUAUUGAGUUAUCUCAUAGUUUUUCCUUGUCCACCAUUUCAGGAAGCGAAGUCAAGGACGGGGAAAAACAAGGGAAGUGACGAGUUAGAAGGCUAGCCAUCUUGUAAAUUUGAUAUAGAUUUUAGAUAUAGAUCAUGUUCUUGUAAGCUAGAUUUUAAUUGGAGAUUUAAUAAAUUCAUUUAAUGGAU
Messenger RNA from Rubroshorea leprosula, 869 nucleotides. Lineage: Eukaryota; Viridiplantae; Streptophyta; Magnoliopsida; Malvales; Dipterocarpaceae. The record is from the annotation of a GenBank genome assembly.